Molecule: messenger RNA, 861 nt
Organism: Morus notabilis
Lineage: Eukaryota; Viridiplantae; Streptophyta; Magnoliopsida; Rosales; Moraceae
Product: UPF0161 protein At3g09310
Exons: 4
Coding region: 211-684 (157 amino acids)
Source: RefSeq, a predicted model, not a curated record
UGGAUAAUUCGAGAAAAAUGCAAAACUAAAACUAGAUAUCGGGGCUGAAAAAAAUAAAAAAAUAAAAAAAAACCUAAAUAUCGGGAUCAAAAUAACGUGAAAAAUUCCAACAAACCAAAAACGUCAUAUUUUUAUUUUCCUUAAAACUCCUAUUCCAUAUCUUCAACGAAACACACAAAGUCAGAAAGAGACUCAGAGGAGAGCAGAAAAAUGGCGGUUUUCGUUUGCCAUAAAGCUGUGACAGUGGUAGUGGUGGCCAAGUCCCAAUCUCAAAACCCAAGCCCUAACUUCUCCAGCUCCCUCAGCUUCCGCCAUAGCCAAAAGCUUACACCUUCAUUAUUCAACGCCCUCCCUCUACGUCGUCGUUUAGUCGUCGUCAAUGGACAUAACGAGGGCUCAAAUUCCGACCUAGACAAACCACAAGACCAGGAAGUGGACAAUUUGGGCGUUAGAGCUGCUUUGUCAAUUCUAAAAUUCUACAAAGGAGAAAUCUCACCGCUGUUGCCCAAGAGUUGUCGUUACGUUCCAACGUGUAGUGAGUAUUCCAUGGAAGCUUACAAGAAAUAUGGAGUUGUUAAGGGCACCAUUUUGACUACUUGGCGUCUCUGUCGUUGUAAUCCCCUUGGUGGGUCUGGAUUUGAUCCUCCACGAUGGUUUGGUGAGACGAGUUUACCUGAAGAAUAGCUCUACUUCAAUUUCCUUAUUGACAAAACAAAUAGUACAGUCAAAAUUGAGGUUGUAGUGCUAGUUUGUACAUUCCUUUUAUUUGUUUUUAAAGCUGUGUAAUUGUCUGAUAUAAAUAUUGAUGUACAUAAAUUCACACAUGUUAUGUUUUAUAUUGCAUUUUUAGCUUUUCAUAAG